Molecule: messenger RNA, 1180 nt
Organism: Arabidopsis arenosa
Lineage: Eukaryota; Viridiplantae; Streptophyta; Magnoliopsida; Brassicales; Brassicaceae
Source: the annotation of a GenBank genome assembly
UCAUAUCUCUGCAGGUUCACCACCAAAAAAAAAAAACACAAAUCUUAAAGAGAUGAAAGAGACUAAUUUUGGCGAAAAAACGCGGGUUCUGGUGGUUGGUGGGACUGGAUCGUUGGGGAGGAGGAUCGUAACUGCGUGUUUGGCUGAGGGACACGAGACUUACGUUCUCCAAAGGCCGGAGAGCGGAAUAGAUCUCGAGAAGAUGCAGCUUCUCUAUUCUUUCAAAAGACUCGGCGCACGUCUUGUGGAAGGCUCAUUCUCCGAUCACCAGAGCCUUGUCUCUGCCGUGAAGCAAGUCGAUGUGGUUGUCUCCGCCAUGUCCGGUGUCCAUUUCCGCACCCACAACAUCCCCGUUCAACUCAAGCUCGUCAAAGCCAUCAAAGAGGCUGGUAACGUCAAGCGUUUCUUACCAUCAGAAUUUGGGAUGGACCCCUCGCGUAUGGGACAUGCAAUGCCACCAGGUAGUGAAACAUUCGAUCAAAAAAUGGAAGUACGAAAUGCAAUCGAGGCCGCGGGGAUCCCCCACACAUACCUCGUCGGUGCUUGUUUUGCCGCAUACUUCGGCGGAAAUUUAUCUCAAAUGGGAACUUUGCUCCCUCCAAAAAAGAAAGUUGAUAUUUAUGGGGACGGAAAUGUUAAAGUGGUAUACGUAGAUGAAGAUGACAUGGCAAAAUACGCCGCAAAGACGCUUAACGAUCCCCGAACGGUGAACAAAACUGUGUACGUUAGGCCUACCGACAACAUUCUCACACAUAUGGAACUAGUUCAGAUAUGGGAGAAACUAAGUGGGAAAGAGUUGGAGAAGAACUAUGUUUCAGCAAAGGACUUUCUUGCUGACAUUGAAGAUAAGGAGAUACCACACCAAGCGGGAGUAGGACACUUUUAUCACAUAUACUACGAAGGUUGUCUCACAGAUCAUGAAGUUGGAGACGACGAAGAAGCUUCUAAACUCUAUCCGGAGGUGAAGUAUACACGCAUGGAUGAAUAUUUGAAAAUUUUCGUAUAAUUUGGUUGAACCAGAAUACAUACAUGUAAAACAUAUCGCCAUUUGCUAAAUUUUCAUUUCCUAUAUUUAUGUUUUUCCGUGGUCUUUUGUUUUCUUAAAGGUGUUUUUCCAAAUUUAUCUAAAAUUUUAAAUGUUUCAGUUAUGGAUAUGUUAGAUUAAAUAGUAUUUUAGGGG